Messenger RNA from Exophiala mesophila, 914 nucleotides. RefSeq lists its product as uncharacterized. Bases 55 to 804 code for a protein of 249 amino acids. Lineage: Eukaryota; Fungi; Ascomycota; Eurotiomycetes; Chaetothyriales; Herpotrichiellaceae. The transcript has a single exon. The record is from RefSeq and is a predicted model, not a curated record.
CUAUCCACCAUCCGGGCAGAACUCAAGAGACAUUGAAAACUCAGGUCUAAUAUCAUGUCAGGCACAUCGCCAUUCCCAAAUCUGCCCAUCUCUCAGGCACUUAUACCUACAACGCCUCUGACUUUGCAAGCCUAUUCCUAUAUCAAUCAACACACCAGUGAAGCUACACGACACCAUGUUCUGCGGAGCGCCAGCUUUGCCAUGCUCCUGGCUCGCAAAUUUCCACCACUGGCCACGGCAAACCUUGAUGUUGAGGCUGUAGCGCUUUCGGCCAUCUUGCAUGACAUGGGAUGGGCUACGACCAAAUCACUGCUUUCGUCCGACAAACGCUUCGAGGUGGAUGGUGCCAACAUAGCUCGAACAUUUAUUCAGUCUUCGGCCCAAGAUCCAUGGGACAAGCACCGCCUUCAACUCGUUUGGGACGCCAUUGCACUCCACACCACUGCCUCAAUAGCUCACCACAAAGAGCCAGAAGUUCUAGCUACCCAGCUAGGCAUCAUGGCCGACUUCUUUGGUCCCAACUUGCCAAUUCCGGGGAAUCUCAUCACAGUGGAAGAGUACAAGGAGAUUGUGCAUGCAUUUCCCAGAAGCAAUUUCAAGAAUGAGCUUAUCCACAUCAUGUGUGGCCUCUGUCGCGACAAGCCCCAGACCACCUUUGACAACUUUGUGUCCGACUUUGGUGUCAUUUAUGGCCUCGACGGUCAUGGCACUGGCAAGGAAGACUUUCUCAAGUCGGUUCAAGAUUCGAACAUAUCGAAACUACUGGUGGGUGGUCUAGAAGCCUGUGCCGAACAUGAAUUGUAGUUGUUGCGAUGCUUAAACAACAGCCACGUACCUUUCCCACUCCUUCUCCCACCAAGACAGCUGUAUGUAGUCGGCCCUGAGGCCAUAAUCAAUCAUUCAACGGGUUCAAA